This is a messenger RNA of Alternaria incomplexa, 1740 nucleotides long. RefSeq lists its product as uncharacterized. The record is from RefSeq and is a predicted model, not a curated record. The transcript has 4 exons. Gene Ontology annotation, molecular function: metalloendopeptidase activity. Gene Ontology annotation, biological process: proteolysis. Bases 1 to 1740 code for a protein of 579 amino acids. Lineage: Eukaryota; Fungi; Ascomycota; Dothideomycetes; Pleosporales; Pleosporaceae.
AUGAAGUGGCCUAUUAUUCUAUUCCUCCUGGCUUUCUUGGCCACCUACAUUCAUGCCGCGCCAGUCGGCACCGAAGCGGCUGCUCCCAAGCCAGUAGCCGAGCGCUAUUUCGAGGACCAAUGCAGCAGUUCCCAGCGCGUAGCUAUUGAAACGGGACAACGUCAGUGCGUGGAACUAGCAUUGCACGCUGCCAAAGCCGCAUAUGGAGACCCCAGGUUCCCGGCCUACUUCCACUCGGAUUCGUCAGACAUCAGGGUGAAGGUUGCUUCCCGGUUCCGCGCAAUAGCAAAGGAAUGCACCAAGCCACGCCUGAGUUACCACUGUUUUGACCGUCACAACCAGUGUGGGACCGAGAACGUGGCAUUCUAUACGGGUGAGGGCGUGGUAUUCUAUACGGGUGGGGGCGGCUAUGUGACGAUCUGCCCACCCUUCUGGGGCAUGCCGCGAGUGAACCCGGCAGGUUACGGCGGAGACCGGGGCACCGUACUUCUACACGAGUUAACGCACAGUCCAGAGGUUUAUAAGCCUGGCACGCAAGACUUGGCUUAUGGCCUCCAUAACACGACGGAGCGAUUAAAGACAGCCGAGGCGGCGCUGAACAAUGCAGAUUCUUUCGUGGUGUUCGCACAGGACGUUCUUUACAACUCCUACUCAUCAAACGGGCAAGUAGUGGACUGUUUCCCUGAUCCACAUCUUUGCCACGCGAUUGGCGUUCAGCUCACUGCCUCGGGUAACUCCGCCGUCAAGGUCGUAGUGACGAACAACGGCGAUAUGGCUUUGAACCUUCUCAGGAGAGCCAAUCUCUUCGAUGAGAAGCUACCCGUCGAGCGCAUCUCGAUGUUCGCUAGCAACAGUUCUAACAAGGUUCCUUUCGAAGGCAUCAGCAGUGUUCACCUUGAUACCGACAACCUAUCCACAGACGACUUCCUUGUUCUUGGAGCUGGAGACAAGAAAGAGUUGACGAUUGAAGCUGCCUCUCUACACGAUCUCAGCAACGGCGGAAGCUUUGAUGUGUUCGCGAACGGCAUGCUGCAAUACGCCAACCCCAACUCGACCGAACUUGUUGGCCAUCUCCAAUACAGCUCCAACAAGCUCAGCAUCACUGUCAACGGUACCGAAGCGGCUACUCACAAGCCAGUAGCCGAACGUGCAGCCGAUCCCUACUUUUGCCAACGUACGUACUCCUUUCCAUCACAGACUCGCACAAACGCUGACGCAGGCUUCAUAGCUUUCAUGAAUGAUGCAAUCGCCGAGGCACAAAAGAACUGUCAAAAGCUAGCAUUGGGAGCUGCAGCUGCAGCUCGAGCCGGCCACCGCCAUCUCGAGACCUUCUUCCACUCGUCAACAUCAGCUACGAAAGCUGAGGUUUCCGCCCGAUACACCGCAAUAGCACGAGAAUGCGCCAAGCCUAGUGCAAGCUUGAAUCUCUAUUGUCAUGACCGUCUCGGCUAUUGUAAUGGUAAUCUUGCAUACUACGGCCCGCAUGGUCUCGGCAUCACGUUCUGCGCUGGUUACUGGGACAAGCCGGCAGUAGCGGAAGGGCAAUGUUCAGCCAAGGAUCAGGGCAAUGUACUUCUGCACGAGAUGACGCAUUCUUCAGAGGUGUAUAGCCCUCCUACCAAGGACUGGGCUUAUGACUACUGGCCUUCCGUUAAGCUGUCUUCCAGGAAGGCACUGAACAACGCAGAUUCGUUCAAGCUGUUUGCAAACCGUAAGCUGAUUACCUUCUACGACCGAUAA